AUGUUGUUUGAAGCACAGAGGAUAGACCAUAUUCUGUGGUGUGUCCCCGCAGGAGCGGGCACCACUCUACUGGGUAAAGAAGGGGCCAUGGCCUGUACUGUGGCUGUGGAGGAGAGCAUCUCAGAGCACUACAACAGCCAGAUCAGAGCCCUCAUGGAGGAGGACCCAGACAGAUACGUAGAGCUGUUAAAAUUAAUAAAGGAAUUCCGAGAUGAUGAGAUGGAACAUCAUGAUACAGGACUGGAGCACGAUGCUGAAUCUAUACCCGGAUACAAGCUUUUGAAGGGUGCAAUACAACUUGGCUGCACAGCCGCAAUAUUUGUGUCUCAGCGCCUAUAAAGUAAUCAUUAAUUCAGUUUCUCAAAGAUGGUUUUCUAAAGAAUAUAAUGAUUUAAGUGAUGUAAAUGGAUUUGUAAAUUGUAUUAGUAAAGUGAACCUUGCUACUUUAUACAAUGUAAUAGUCAGUGCACUUUUCCAAAAAAGGACUCCCAUCAAAAAUAGUUGUUUUGUCCAAUUGUAACCUAGAUGUUGUCAUUUACUUCAAUGCUAGCACUAGCAGACAAACCAUAUAGGUACCAGCUCAAUGCUGAAACCUCUCCGAGUUGGCAUCCUAUAAUAAGCAAGUUGUCAAAGAGAUAUUGGUGGGAAAGUUGGUGUAAUUCUACCCUCUGUCUGGUCUAGGUGACGGGGAUAGUGUGUUAUCCUGCUAUACUAAGGUAUUGUGGUCAUCACUGACAGAGCUGGAACCUACCUUCCUUAUCUAGAUCAUUUUGUAACAUCAUUGAUACUAAGUAAUGUACUACAUACUGUAAUUACCUAUCUGUCAGGUUUAAUUGUUUGAAUGACUAAUCACCUUUCCACUGCAACCCCCCAUGCCUUUGUUAUUCCCCAAAAGAUACAUGUCUAACAUAUCUCUACCGAGGACAUAUCGAUAAUGGCAUUGUCACGCCAUCACCAUACCUUUCAACAAACUAUCCUCUUUCACACAUUGUGUCAUAAAUCACAAUGAACAAUGGCUUGUCAGUCCAGAUGAAUGGUUAAGCCUCUUACACAGCUGUUCCAGUACAUUAGAUCAGAGUGAAAGAAGGAUUGACAACUGACGGGUGCUGGCAGGGGGGGGUCUAGCUAAUCUAUGCCGUUCAGCGCUGCAGAGAAAAGUGUCCCGGUGGUUCAGUUUACUCCCCAGAGACCCCUGUACUGACUAUAGGGAUUGAAGUGUCCUUAUAGUAUGUUCUAUACUGAUGUAAUGCCUGAGAUCUGCCCUAGCCACUUCAGAUGCAGUGUAUAGUACACAUCAGUUAGCAUAGAGAGACGUAAUGACCUUCAUUCCACGUGCAAUGUCUACGAUAGAAUGUAAAGUAGCAAAGAGAGAAUACAAAGUAGCUGCGUUGUUGUUGGUGCAACAAAGAGGGUUUAAAGGAACAGUGUGAUAUCAUGUUUUUGACAUAUUAUUCUUCGACAGUACCGAUCCUGCUCUGUAUGCGAGGGUGCCUCUGGCAUCCAAGCCACAGCCCACUUAUGUGUUUUCUGCCCCUGCCGGCCCAUGAACAGCCCGCCGAACUGUUUCCGCCCCCAACCAAGGCCCAUGAACGGCCCGCUGAACUGUUUCCGCCCCCAACCAAGGCCCAUGAACAGCCCACUGAACUGUUUUUCUGCCCCAAUGUCGAGAGACAUGCUUUUGUCUUGACAUGAGACUACUGUAGAUGUCUGAAAAAAUCUAACAAACUUUAAUUUGGAAGUGUAACGUCGCUUUAAACUUCACUAGGCAUUGUGUGUAUGUGUGCGUUUCGCCACCUGUACCCCAGCUGUUUUCUGCCCCUACCGGCCCACUAAGGAGUCAUUUCUCACUGGGGCCAGGCUGCUGGUUCUCAGGCAGGGAGUUAUUUUCCCCAGCAUGAGUUCAGAGGAGUUUUUUUUAGAUGGGGUGGGUUUACA
Oncorhynchus tshawytscha (Chinook salmon) is the source of this 1935-nucleotide messenger RNA. Its product is annotated as 5-demethoxyubiquinone hydroxylase, mitochondrial-like. NCBI's taxonomy places the organism in Eukaryota, Metazoa, Chordata, Actinopteri, Salmoniformes, Salmonidae. Gene Ontology annotation, biological process: regulation of gene expression; determination of adult lifespan; regulation of reactive oxygen species metabolic process. The record is from RefSeq and is a predicted model, not a curated record. Gene Ontology annotation, molecular function: 3-demethoxyubiquinol 3-hydroxylase activity. The transcript has 4 exons. Gene Ontology annotation, cellular component: mitochondrial inner membrane; nucleus. Bases 1 to 339 code for a protein of 112 amino acids.